Molecule: messenger RNA, 355 nt
Organism: Tinamus guttatus (white-throated tinamou)
Lineage: Eukaryota; Metazoa; Chordata; Aves; Tinamiformes; Tinamidae
Product: cystatin-A
Cellular component (GO): cytosol
Molecular function (GO): cysteine-type endopeptidase inhibitor activity
Source: RefSeq, a predicted model, not a curated record
AUGAUGGCUGGCGGCUUGUCUGACACCAGGCCUGCUACCAAAGAAGUCCAACAUAUGGUUGACCAGGUGAAACCACAAUUUGAAAGCAGGGUAAAUGAAAAAUGUGGCCUCUUUGUAGCCAUUGAAUAUCGGACUCAGGUGGUUGCUGGAAUAAAUUACUUCAUUAAGAUCCAGGUCUCUGAUUCCAUGUAUGCCCACCUGAGGGUGUUUCAGAGCCUUCCUUCUGAGAACCAAGGCCCCAGCCUUGUCAGUUACCAGACCGGCAAAACCAGGGAUGAUCCUCUGACCUACUUCUAAGGACCAGUGGGGCAUAGUUCCUCACUUGUGCAAGUCACAUGUGGAUUUGGCCUCUGUC